Molecule: messenger RNA, 1227 nt
Organism: Sparassis crispa
Lineage: Eukaryota; Fungi; Basidiomycota; Agaricomycetes; Polyporales; Sparassidaceae
Exons: 3
Coding region: 1-1227 (408 amino acids)
Source: RefSeq, a predicted model, not a curated record
AUGUCCUUUAGGUCACUCGGGUCACCUGAACUCCAGAGCAGUGAGCUUGAUAUGCGUAAACGUCGAAAACCACUACAUCGAUUUCAAGCACGGUCCCUGCCACAAGAACUGGUCGACAUGAUCAUAGACAUAUUUGGAAGCAAAUACGACCGCGACGCACUCAAUGCCUGCUCACUCGUCUGCCAUGCGUGGUUACCACGUAGCCGCUCCCACAUCCAUUCCGCAGUUCGUCUUGACUAUACAAGCAAUCUCGAGCACCUACAAGCGCUCUACACAACCUUUCUUGCCAUCUAUGUUCGAAGUCUGAGCAUCGAUACCUGUGGCUCAGAUGGCAUGCCGGCAGACCAGAGUUGGGUUGACAAGAUGCAGCCGUUGCUGGCAAAUGUGACAAAGGUUGAGAGGCUCUCGAUCGAGGGGAUUGCAUGGUCUGAGCUGGAGGAGAACACGAGGGCGCUAUUUUGCACGAAGUAUCCCGGUGUUACGGAUCUUUGGCUCGCGACAUGCGACUUUGCGGACCCUGCGGACCUCGUACACCUUCAUCAGGCGUUUCCGCUGCUUAGCAGCGCCCGUAUGGAAGGUGUCUCCUCCGAUGAUAUUGUUUUUGAUCACGCACUUCGCCUCAACUCAGAUACCCUGUCACUUCGCUGGCUCGACGUCGGGGAUCUAUGCACCUCCCCUGGCGUUCUCGCGAAAUGGGCAUUCUGCUACCGCAAGCAAGUUUCAAUCGAGAACAUCCAUUUCACUUGGGAUUGUGGAGAUCUUGUGGACCUAGGCAAUGUACUACAGAUCGCUGGAUCUUCUGUAAAGACCCUUUCAAUCACUAUGGAUAGUCGAGUUGACGCAGCGACGCUGCCCCAAUACUUGAAUCUUUCCCGCAGCACAGGCUUGUGCUCGUUCCGACUCCUUGCCCGUAUCGAAGAAAACCACGACGAUACCACGGAAUUCUUCUGGAUUCCAGAUUGCAUUGCUCAGCUCUCCUCCCCCAGUAUCAGCAUCGUUCGCGUGCACAUCGAGAUACGGGCGUUCCUCCAGCUAUCCCACGUGAAUUGGACACGCAUCGACUCUGUUCUCUCAGACACUAAAUCUCUUACCAGAGUCGAAGUUUGCGUGAUAAGACGAUGGGAAGCUAGCGAUGAGGAUGAUAAACAGGCGCUAGGUACAAUCACGUCGUCCAUGCCGAAGCUCAAAUCGCGCGGUAUUCUAGACGUAAUGCGGCAAUAUUCGUGA